Molecule: messenger RNA, 3521 nt
Organism: Salvelinus namaycush (lake trout)
Lineage: Eukaryota; Metazoa; Chordata; Actinopteri; Salmoniformes; Salmonidae
Product: mitochondrial Rho GTPase 1-A
Exons: 19
Coding region: 1072-3054 (660 amino acids)
Biological process (GO): small GTPase-mediated signal transduction; mitochondrion organization
Cellular component (GO): mitochondrial outer membrane
Molecular function (GO): GTPase activity; GTP binding; calcium ion binding
Source: RefSeq, a predicted model, not a curated record
AUGAGGCCGUCCAUUAUCAUGCUGAAACUUAAGGUGAUGGCGGCGGAUGAAUGGCACGACAAUGGGCCAGGAUCUCGUCACGGAGUCUCUAUGCAGUCGAUAAAAUGUAAUUGUGUUCAUUGUCCGUAGCUUAUGCCUGCCCAAAUCAUAACCCCACCGCCACCAUGGGGCACUCUAUUCACAACGUUGACAUCAGCAAUCCGCUAGCCCACAAGAUGCCAUACAUGUUGUCUGCCGGGAUUCAUCCAUGAAGAGCACACUUCUCCAGUGGCCAUCGAAGGUGAUCAUUUUCCCACUGAAGUCGGUUAUGACGCCCAACUGCAGUCAGGUCAAGACCCUGGUGAGGACAACGUGCACGCAGAUGAGCUUAAUAUCAACUGAAAUAAUAUCUAAUACCAACUGUGAUUACUAAUAAAAACUGUGAUAAUAUAUAAUAACAGUAUGUAUUAGAAGGGUAUGUUUUAGCCCUUUUCUUUAACAAAGGGUAUGCCAUACAUACCCUCACAUACACCCUCAAUUCGAGCCCGCAGCGUCUUCUGAGUUAAGAGCAAUUGAAUCCCUGCCUCCCCUAUCAUUUCACAAUACAAUCAAAUCACGCCACUACAUUUGAAUUCCAAGCCAAUGUCACCACAUGAGCGCUAGAGGGUAGCAGAUGCGUUGUCUAUUAUGUUUCGACAGUGUUUGUCUGCUACUGCUUGCCGUAGUUGCCGGGUAUUGGAGGUCAGCUGGAGGAGGUGUGCGUCUGAAAUAUUUCGUGCAUAAUGUCAUGAAAGUACAGAAAAUAAAGGAAUAUAGCGUUUUAAACAAUUAUGUCAUUUACAAGAAUGUGCAUCGCUGUUAAGCGUGGAACUUCAAUUGUACAAGAAGCGAGAGAAAAGAUAACGAAUUAACGGAGAAAUUCCUCCGUCCGUUUUGUCCUACAAAGAAAGAGGCGCCGAACACAGUUUGACAGCGCAGUCUAAACUGCGCAGGCCUGGCAUUAGAUAAACUGCUAUAGGCGCCAUCAAAUAAUAGAUAUUUAUGAAAGAACAAAGACUUUAUUGAUUUGUGAAUAAAAAAACAGUUGCAAAUAUGAGGAAGGACGUGAGGAUAUUACUCGUUGGGGAACCCAAAGUGGGGAAGACGUCUCUGAUCAUGUCAUUGGUCAGCGAGGAGUUCCCUGACGACGUUCCCCUUCGAGCGGAGGAGAUCACCAUCCCAGCAGACGUAACGCCAGAGAGAGUCCCCACACACAUAGUGGACUACUCAGAAGCAGAACAGUCAGACGAGCAGUUGUAUCAAGAAAUAUCGAAGGCAAAUGUUAUUUGCAUAGUUUACUCAGUCAACAACAAGAAGUCCAUUGAGAAGGUGACAAGCCAUUGGAUUCCCCUCAUAAACGACAGGACGGACAAGGAUAGCAGGGUACCACUGAUCCUGGUGGGGAAUAAGUCAGACCUGGUAGAACACAGCAGUAUGGAGACCAUCCUGCCCAUCAUGAACCAGUACUCUGACAUUGAGACCUGCGUGGAGUGCUCUGCCAAAAACCUGAAGAACAUCUCAGAGCUGUUCUACUAUGCCCAGAAGGCCGUGCUCCACCCUACAGGACCCCUGUACUGCCCAGAGGAGAAGGAGAUGAAGCCGUCUUGUAUCAAGUCUCUAACUCGCAUCUUCAAAGUGUCGGACCUGGACAACGAUGGCAUCCUCAACGACAAAGAACUCAACUUCUUCCAGAGGACGUGUUUCAACAUGCCCCUGGCGCCCCAGGCCUUAGAGGAUGUCAAGAACGUGGUGAGGAAGAACAUGACGGACGGAGUCAAGGACAACGGACUCACGCUCAAAGGGUUCUUGUUCCUGCACACGCUUUUUAUCCAGAGGGGGCGUCACGAGACCACCUGGACGGUGCUGCGGAGGUUCGGGUACGACGACGACUUGGAGCUUCACCAGGAAUACCUGUUCCCCCUGCUAAAAAUACCUGCUGACUGCACCACCGAGCUCAACCACAACGCGUACCUCUUCCUCCAGAGUGUCUUUGACAAGCACGACAAAGACAGAGACUGUGCCUUGUCUCCAGAGGAAGUAAAGGACCUGUUCAAAGUGUUUCCCUACAUGCCCUGGGGUCCCGACGUCAACAACACAGUGUGUACCAACGACCAGGGCUGGAUCACCUACCAGGGUUACCUGUCACAGUGGACGUUAACGACGUACCUGGAUGUGCAGCGCUGCUUGGAGUACCUGGGCUACCUUGGCUACUCAAUCAUCUGUGAGCAGGAGUCCCAGGCAGCAGCCAUCACAGUGACCCGUAACAAGCGCAUCGACCUGCAGAAGAAGCAGACGCAGCGCAGCGUGUUCCGCUGCAACAUUCUGGGAGCCAGGGGGAGUGGCAAGACCAGCUUCCUGCAGGCCUUCCUGGGUCGCAACCUGCUGAAACAGCGGAAGAUCAAAGAAGACCAUAAAUCGUUUUACUCCAUCAACACCACGUAUGUCUACGGCCAGGAGAAGUACUUACUGCUUCAUGAGGUGAUGCCAGACUUUGACUUCCUCUCAGAGGAGGACCUGGCGUGUGACGUGGUCUGUCUGGUGUAUGAUGUCAACAACCCGCGCUCCUUUGAGUACUGUGCCAAGGUCUACAAGCAAUACUUCAUGGACAGCAAGACGCCGUGCAUGAUGAUCGCCUCCAAGUCGGACCUGCACGAGGCGCGCCAGCACUACAGCCUGACCCCGCUGGACUUCUGCCGCAAGAACAAGCUGCACCCGCCCCAACCCUGGACCUGCAACACAGUGGACGCCCCCAACAAAGACCUCUACACCAAACUCACCACCAUGGCCAUGUACCCCCACGCCAAGCUCCGCUGCAUGUGUACCUGCAACAGGUGCACCUUCUGCAUCUGUCAGAACAUCCUCCGGUCCCAGCUACUGACAAAUAUAAAGGCCAAAUUCUACAGUGUUGUUCUGAACAGGCACAUGGCUCAGGCAGACCUGAAGAGCUCUACGUUUUGGCUAAGGGCAAGCGUGGGGGCAACCGUGUUUGCAGUCCUGGGCUUCGCUAUGUACAGAGCUAUCCUCAAACAACGAUGAUCAAGAUAGACACAGGAUGCAUGAGAUGACCCUUGACCCGCCCCCCACCGCCUAGUCUCUCCCCUUUGACCCCUCACCCCCUCCCUGAAAGAAAACAUGACCUCCAACAUCCCACAAUCCUCUGCCCCCCUUCCCCCAAAAAGAGACAACUACUGAAUGAAACAGAACUUCCAGCCCAUCUGAACCAGCCCUGAUCCCACAUCCACCCUACCGGAGAGGGAACAAACCAGAGAAACCACAUCCACCCUACCGGAGAGGGAACAAACCAGAGAAACCACAUCCACCCUACCGGAGAGGGAACAAACCAGAGAAACCACAUCCACCCUACCGGAGAGGGAACAAACCAGAGAAACCACAUCCACCCUACCGGAGAGGGAACAAACCAGAGAAACCACAUCCACCCUACCGGAGAGGGAACAAACCAGAGAAACCACAUCCACCCUACCGGAGAGGGAACAAACCAGAGA